Tarenaya hassleriana is the source of this 718-nucleotide messenger RNA. Its product is annotated as basic leucine zipper 43-like. Gene Ontology annotation, biological process: regulation of DNA-templated transcription. The coding region runs from base 43 to 555 and encodes 170 amino acids. Gene Ontology annotation, molecular function: DNA-binding transcription factor activity. The transcript has a single exon. Lineage: Eukaryota; Viridiplantae; Streptophyta; Magnoliopsida; Brassicales; Cleomaceae. The record is from RefSeq and is a predicted model, not a curated record.
UUUCUCUCAUAAACCCUAACUUGUUGCCCAAGCUACGGUGAUAUGCAGCCGGCAACAGACGUUUUCAGCCUCAGUAAUUACAUAAUCUCUUCAAACCCGUCUCCAUAUCCCUCUCAUUUCACUAUACCUUCAUCAUUUGACCUCAAUGGACAAAUACCGAAUCCGUUCCACGGCUUCCAGACAACUACUGCUGCACAGUCCGUGAGCUUCAGCAGCAACAAUUCGACAUCAGACGAAGCAGAAGAGCAGCAAAUAAACAUAAUCAACGAGAGGAAACAGAGGAGAAAGAUAUCGAACAGAGAAUCCGCGAGAAGGUCACGUAUGAGGAAGCAAAGACACCUCGACGAGCUCUUGUCACAGGUUAUGUACCUCAUGAAUCAGAAUCACCAGUUGUUGGAAAAGCUUAACCAUGCGUCGGAGUCUCAUGAGAAGGUUCUUCAGGAGAACGCUCGGCUUAAAGAAGAAGCAACCGAACUCAGGCAAAUGAUCACUGACAUGCAGAUUCGGAGUCCCUUCUCUUGUUUUGGAGACGAUUUCAGAGCUGAAUCUCCAUAGAAUAUAUAUAUAUAUAAAACAUUUUUUCCGGUGCCCAUUUCACGUACUAGUGUUGCCAAGCAGUAGAGGCUUAGCUUUCUGCUUAUAUGAUUAUAUAUAUAUGUUCAUCUAGUAUUAUAGAUCAAGGGAUCGUUACCUUGUUUUAUAAGGCGUUAUAAGUCUA